AUGACCGAUCAGUUUGCUUUCUCCUACCCUUCGCCGCUGGAGGGCUACGAAAACCUGCCCCCUCUUCCUGAGGCCAAAAACGAAGAUGGCAAGUCAUUCAAGAAUCCGCAGCAUGGGAUCUUGAGCAAGGCAUACGAGGAAUUCCCAGACCCGCUCGAGAAGGGUUGUCGUGGUGGCUUUGAUAUUCACAUAUAUCAUUACCAGAACAAUCCCGACCAGGUCGUAUUUGCCAAAGCGCUUUGGGAACGGAUCCGCCGCGAAUUUCCCGAACUUCGCAUAUACACAUUCUUCGACUGCCCCGUUGGCCCACAUACAGUCGCGAUGUUCGAAGUCAACAUAUUUACUCCAGCCCAGUUUGGCGCUUUCGUCCCGUGGCUGGUCAUUAAUCGCGGUCCGCUGAGCGUCCUACUCCAUCCAAAUACAGGAGAUGAGCGGGAGGAGGAACGAAACCAUACACAGCGCGCCACAUGGAUGGGCGAGCGCAUACCCCUGGACCUGCGCGUGUUCAAUAUCAUACGCGAGAAGCAGGGGUCUUGA
Paracoccidioides brasiliensis Pb18 is the source of this 537-nucleotide messenger RNA. RefSeq lists its product as uncharacterized. The transcript has 4 exons. The record is from RefSeq and is a predicted model, not a curated record. Bases 1 to 537 code for a protein of 178 amino acids.